ACUGAUAAAUUCAAUUAUUGACAUAACAUAUGAAGAUGAGAUAACUCUGUUUGAUGCAAACGCUUACAAGAUGAAAAGUCAUUUAAACGCUUUGAUUAACACUGAUAAACGCGAAAUACUGUUUCAUUAUUGGUCAGUGCCUAAUCUGAGUGCAACUUUAUGUAUGGUGGUAAAGCAAAAGUUCAAAUUACAUUAUCAUUCUCGUAAUGAUUCACGAGGUUUCGUUACUGAUGUAAUAAUUAGCUCAAGAGGAGGCCAUAAUAUUAAUAUUGGAGAUGUUAUUGAAGUUUAUCAUCCUGAAGAUGCACAUCAUGCUCUUUUCUUGGUUACAACUCUCAGUGAUGAUCUACAAAAUCGUGAUGUUAUCAGUGUGGAACAAAGUCUUGCACAUACAUUCAAAUUGCAACAACAUAAAAAUGUGAUUGUAAAUGUGAUAAAUAAAGAAACUAUUUCAUUGGAUUUAGUUGAAUUAUACUUUCGAGAUCAAUACUUCAGUCGAAGAGACUUUUGCAAUAUUACGCAGAAACUAAUUGGUACUGUUGUACAUGUAAAUAAGAAGCUCACUUGUAAUGAAACAAGAACACAGGUUGGUGAUUUAUGGCGUCUUGGUGAAAGAUACUCUUGUGGAUAUAUAAAUUCAAAAACUAAAAUUAUUUUUCGUUCUUCCACAGCAGUCAUACAUAUUUUCAUACAAAUGAGUCAAGAAAUGUGGUGGUUCGAUAAUAAUGGUGAUCUUUACCUCGAAAAAGCUUUCAAAUUCUUGUCUAAACUCUUUUUGAAAUUUUGGCCUGAAAAUAAUUGUAAUCAUGACACGACUGUUGUGUUCUUUACUCGUAUCUAUAUUGAUGAUGUACCUUCUGAAUACUCUCAGUCGUUUAAACAAGAUGCCUUAAGUAGAUAUUAUGAAGAUUUUUACAGAGUGAUUAUACAAAAUGAACGUUUUACAACAGAUGAUUGGAAACGAGAACUUGGUCGAAUGCAAUAUGAAGUACUUCAAUUUGAAAAUAAUAUUUACUCUUAUUUACGUAAUACUUAUCCAUUAAUUAAUAAAAACUCAAAUAAAACAAAGUUAAAUAUUUGUACAGCUAUGGAUGCUAAUCUCUUGGAAGUAUUGAAUAUGGCUAUCAAUCUUUAUUCGGGAUAUAAUAUUGAUCGAAAUUUUGACCGUACUGGUAAACUUCUAUUUGUAAUUACACCAGGUUCUGGUGUUUAUCAUGUCAAUGAAAAUCUUUUAUUAUUAACUAAAAAACGAGUUCUUGAUUUAGGUGUUGGAGUAGAUUUAAUCUGUCUAGCAGAACAACCUCUUCAUGCAGUUCCAUUGUUUAAAAUUUUAUCUGAAUCGUUUAUAAAUCCAGAAGAAUAUGUUGCACCUCAUUGGAUCAAUUGCAGCUAUUUUAAAUCAGCACAAGAAUUGAAAUAUAUUGAAAUGGGCAAACCGUUCCCACGUGUUAAAGUUGUUUCUUUUAAACACUCAAAUGAUGUACCCAUUUCGACAUUUUUCGAAAACCUACCAAGAGAUGAUAACCAAUCUGACAAUCAGCAAACGAAUGUUCCAAAGGAAAAUUGUGAUGAUACUAUUCCUACUACUACGUCUAUUACUAUCACUAAAUCAUCUCUUCCUAUCUACCGUAUCGCCUACCCAUCAUAUCAAUCACCAUCUAACCAAAAUAAACGUAAAAAAUCACACCAACUACCGAAUGAAGUAAUCAGUGGGAAUUUAACAAAAUCUCACGAUUCCAUUACAAGUGAUUAUUGUUCACCAUCAACUGUUCGUCAUCAACUAGAUGGUAAUCCUACACAUAUGACAUCAUCUAUAACAGACCAAUCAUCUUCCGUAGAAUCAAAUCUUAUACCUAUUUGUUGCUUGAAUCAUACGACACAGCUUUCAGCGAAUGCAAUAACAGCUAUUUGCAGAUCUAAACAAGCUGUUUCAACAUCAUCAUCAUACAAGAAUUUAUCACGAAGUUAUGAUUCGUAUAUCACGUCUAAUAGUUCUAUAACUCCUCUAGUUAGUUCAACUACUAUUAGCGGUAUCGACUUUGGUAUUACUAGUCAUAAUCAUAUUGUUAAUGUAGAUAAAUACCAACCAAAUAAUCAUAUACCUACGUUAUUGUCACGUGUUCCAUCGAUUGGUGGUAGUAAUAACAAUGGUAGUGGUAGUAUUAGUGGCUAUACAACAAUUACUUCGCUUCCAUCGGUUCGUGAACGUUGUAUAGAAAAUGGUCAGUCAAAAUCAAUAAAUGAUAAAAGUCAAAUUUUGUCAAUUCCAAUGACACCUCGGAAUUCAAGAAAUCGAACACAAAGUUUUAAUGGGGAUCAAAGAGCAAAAUUAUCAUAUGUUGAUAAUCAUGCCAAUUUCAGAGAGAUUCAUAAUUCUGUGAAUGAGGCUAAUUAUAAUGUAAAUAAUGUUGAAGUUGCGUAUCUACAUGAAAAUUCUAUUUCUCGUUGUCGAACAAUGGAUGUUAUCUUAUCGGAUGGACAACCAUCUUCAAGUCCAUGGAGUAUCAUAACUCCUCAACAUUUUACACUACGCAGUUGUAAUUCAAUAGAUCGUCGUGCCAAUGGUACCUUAUCAUUAUCUGGAUUAAAUUCUCAUACUUUACCAUUUAUUCGUAGAAAAUCAACGAUUACAUUAUAUUCAACAACAACAACCACUACUACUACUACUAGUAAUACUACUAACACGAAUACUCCAAUACAUUGUGGAAAAUUUAAUUCAACUACAUAUUCACGUAAUUUAACAAAUUAUGCAACUACUUCACUUAUAUCAGGAGCGUAUUUUCCAUUUGGUGUAAGUAAAAAUCCAUAUAGAAUGCCAAUAUCAGCUGGUCAACGUAGAUGGGCACUUGUUCGUCCUUCAGAUGAAUAUGGAGGUACAAUUACACCACAUUGUAUCAUUACAUCGACAGACGAUAUCGAUUUUAUGUAUCCGGCACCGCUGCCUUAUAAUCUUUGUCAAAUUUGGACAGCAUAUUUUGACUUUUUACGUGCAAGGUUUUUGGAUAAAAGAGAGUCAAAUCAGACUAGCGUUAAAGAUAAUAAUAAGAAUACUGAUAAUCACAAUAAUGUCAACGAUGUUCAUCGUUCAAUUGCUGACAUUCAACACUCCAGUUUCAGUAAAUCCGAUGCUUACAUAUCUGUAAAACAUUUAUCCGCCUAUGAUGAACGUCCCACUGAAAAGGAUAAUCUUUCAAAAGAUCGCUUACCAAUAACAUUUCCUUCAAUAUCCAUUAACUCUAAUUAUAUUCCUCAACUUCAAUUCCAAGAUCAAACUACAUCUAACAGUAAUAAUCAUUCAUCAACUUUACCAAUGUCAAUAAAAUUAGAAACACAACAACCUAAUCACCAUAAAAACAAUAAUAAUAAUAAUAAUAAUAGUUUAUUACAAACAUCUGCGAAUUCAAUGAAAGCUUUAGAAAAUUUAUUAGAAGCUAUUAGACAUGCAAUGUUCACUCAUUCCAUUCAAUCAUCGUCAUUAUCAACUCCUUAUUUAUCAUCAAUGCCAUCAUUAUCAUCAGCAUUUUGGCAUCAAAAUCAAAAUAUUACUACUACUACCACUACUGGUAGUAAUAAUAACAACAGUAAUAGUAAUGCAACUAAUAACAGUAGUGAUGAUCAAAAGUUGUUCAGUGUACAAAUGAAUAAUUUUAAUAAAUUAACUAAUUAUAAACAUAUGAUACCAAAACGUGUCGAUGCUCUACGGAAUAUGUUACGACUUAUCGGUGUUGACUGGAAGUCCCUAAUAGUUCCGGCAUGUUUACCAGUGGAUACUGAUUAUUUUCCAGAUACUUGUCGUCUUCGUAGUGAAUGGUAUACAUUACAUGAUUAUCGUGUUGUACCAAGUGGUAUGUCACCAGAUGAAUGGGCUUCUAUGAAUAACGAUUGUUCAGAGCCCGGCGCUUUAUACAACCGUCGCCAGUUGACAGCUCGUGAAGUAUUUCAAGAGAUGGUACUUCAGCGAAUAAGUCAGGGGUUUCAAUUAUGUCAUGAAGUUGUAGUACAUAAUUCAACUAAUUCUAACAAUGUUGAACAUCAUUCUAUCACUAGUAUUAAUACAUCUCCUAAUUCUAUUAUACAAAAUGAUAAUCUUUCAAAUUGUUCAAAUAAUAAGCCUAAAAAUUUAUCUGUAAUAAAACAAAACAAUGAUCGACAUACUACAUCGAAUUCUUUACAUACAACAUAUCAUUCACGAAGAAUUUCAAAUAUUUCUACUACUAUGAUAGAUACUACUACUAAUGAUAAUAUUAACAAUAGUUCUAAUUAUAUCCCAACUAAUAGAAAUACUACUAAUACUACUCAAUUUACAAAAUCAACAAAUCGAUGUUUACCAACUCGUUUAACAUCAAAAUUUCCUACAAUCAAUAAUAAUACUCAACCAUCAAGAGGAUCAAGUGUAUCAUCAUUAUCAUCAUCCGUAUAUAAUGGACGUAUUCUAGGUGUUGGUCUAACAAUAAAUUCAUCCAAUAGAAGUGGAAAUCAAUCAAAUUGUCACAAUAGUAAUCGUCCUAGUAAUAAUCAUAGUAACAAUAAUAAUCGUAAUAGUAAUACUAGAAACGUUACCACAACCAUUAAAUCUAUAAAUCGUUAUACAAUGAAAAAAUAUGACAAUAAUAAUAAUAAUAAUAAUAAUAAUAAUACUACUACGAAUCCAAUGUUUAAUUCAUCAUUAUCAAAAUUUGAUGAUACUGAUCAAUUAUUGAAGACAACAACUACUCGUAAACUAAGUAUUGGCCAUUUAUUUCAUUUAAUUUCAUUAGAUGAAGAUUCAAUUGGUGUGACAAGUUAUCGAGAAAUAGAUAAACUUAUUAAAAUCACUUAUUCAUAUGCAUUACAAGUUCCAGAUGCAAAAUCUUAUGUUUCAUUACAUACUAAUUUUACAAGUGAUUCAACAAUUAUCUUAAAUUGGAAUUAUCUUGAUAAUUAUUUAUGUAAUCGUGGAAUUAGUGAUUCAUUUCGAUUACUCCCGAAUCUCAAAUUUUGGCGAAGUCGUUUCUUUGUAAUACCGAUUUUUAGCAAUGAAACUAGACGUUUGGCUGAAGCUAUCCGUGAUAAUCAUAUUACUGGUCAACGAAUUCAAUGUGAUGUUUAUGAAUCAGAUUAUUUAAAUAUAAAUCGUGAAAAAACUUGUGAAAAAUUUGUUCAUUUUAUUGAAUCAAUUAAUCGUAUAAGACGUACACCUAUAACAAGUCGAAAGUUAAAUCGUCAAUCUACUGCAGAAAAAUCUGAUCUUCAUCGUAGUGCUCCAACAACAACAGCAACAGCAACCAGUUUUAAUGCAAAUAUUUUAAAUGAUGCAACUACAAUUUCUUGUUGUAAGCCUAAAAAUAGUCCAUUGACUACAGUCACUUAUACACGACCAUCGAUUAUUACACCAAUUAACACAACUAGUUCUUUGAAUGAAACCAAUGACUAUAAUAUUCAACUAAUUAAUCGAGGAGGUGCAAUCAACUCACCAAGUAUUGUUCACAUAGAUAAUUUUUAUUCAACUACUUCAUUGCCUAAUAUCCCAGGAUUAUCAUAUCAGAAUACUGAAGAUCAAUCAUUACCUACAAAUCCUGGUCAAGUUACACAAAAUACUUCAAUUUUUAACUCAAGUUUAUUUAAUUCUAAUACUAAUAGCACUUAUUAUUUGGUAGCGUUAAUGAUGGUUGAUAAUGACAAUGGUCUGCCGUUCAUUUCAGCAACCACAACUGAUGCGUUUCCUAAUUAUACUUUCAUUUCUAUUGAUGCAGUUAAUUGGAUAAUUAAAUGGUUUCCUGAUUUUAAAACUAUUGAACAAGCUAUUCUUUAUCUACAACAAAUGUUAGAAGCUGGUUGGAUCUGUCAUACUUCAGGGAAUUCAAAACAUGUAUUUAUUUAUGGUACAUAUUUUUAUACAUUACUUAUUCCUGAUAUAAAACAAUUAACAAAUACACAGAUUGAAACUUCAUUUAAUUUAUCUACAUUAGAUAAUAGUGAAAUGAAUAUUCAUUCUGCUCCAGUUACACCAAUUCAAUUGAAUAUAUCAAAUACAAACUGUACAAGUUCACCUUCUUCCAACACUUCACAAUCAGUAUCUGGUUUCUCAUCUUCAAUAUUUCCCCUUACUACAUCCACAUUAACAACAACAAUAUCAUUGAAUACAUCUUGUUACUCUUCUACAAACAGUACAAUAUCAAUAACAAAUUCACCGUACACUAAUUCUUUGAAUGCUAAUUCGAAUCUAUUGAAUAAUGUAUCUACUUCUACUAUUUCCAUUACUACUAUCACUACUACUACUACUACUACUACUACUACUACUACUACUACUACUACUGCUACUACUACUACUACUACUACUGCUACUACUACUACUACUAAUGAUAAUAACAAUAGUUGCAGUACUACUACUACUACUCCCUCGACUAUUAUGAGUAAUCCUAUCAAUACUAUUAUAUCAUUACCUUCAAUUACAUCAUCUAAUUAUACUAAUACAAUUACUAAUACAUCAUUAUUAUCUUAUUUAAAACAAAAUGAUAUAAAUUAUAAAUUAAUUAAUGUAUUACAACAAUUACCUAUACAAUUUCCUAAAGAUUAUUUACCAAAAUUAUUAAAUGAUACAACUAAAUGGACUAGUGUAUUUCAAAAUGAAUGGGCUGAAAUAUCCAUUGUUCAUUAUGGUUCAAAUGAGUAUCAGAUAAAACCACCACCACCACCACCACCACCACCACCACAACAACAACAACAGAUUCUUGAUCCAAAGUAUAUGAAUAGUAGCAUUGAUAAUAAUGAUUCCUUGAAUGAAAUGAAUAGUACUUCAACUAUAUCAUCUUCCUCUUUUUCUACCACUGCUACUACUACUACUACUAAUAAUAAUAAUAAUACUAUACCUGUCACUAAAAAUGAUUCUUGUCCAUCUUUGUCUACAUCAGAAAUAAAAUAUGAACAUGUAAAUGAAUUGAAUAGUUUUUUUAAAGAUGGUCUAUUAACAUAUUCAUCAAUUUCUACAUUAUUUGGAAUACCGGAUAAAACUGGAUUUCAAGAAAUUGAUCAAGUUCUUCGUAAAAGUUGUUUAUGUGAUUUGGAUGGACCAAAUAAUGAUGGACCAGUUGAAUGGGCUCAUUGUGUAUAUGAUGCAAAUUAUUAUCCAACUUGUGCUUUUUCUAUAGAACUUCAAUGGCUUGUAGUUACAGGCGGACGAAUGGCUGAAUUGGUAUCAUUAUGGUAUCAAAAAGCUGGUACAGCUAAUUUACACUUUUUUCCAGUUCCAUGUUAUCCUUUUGGUCAGUCAGAUGAUGAUUUAUCUGAUAAAGAUCCAUUACGUAAACCAAUAUUUUUACCUGUUAAUAUCAAUGUAUUAAUUGAAGUAGCUAAGAAAUUCUAUAAUCAAUCACCAAAUGUGAAUAGUUCAUUGAUAUCGGAAAGUAAUGAUACAAAUCCCUUCUCGAAUAUGAAAGAUUUAUUGAAUUUUUUAUUUCCUGAUAUUCCACCUUUAGAACGCUUAACCUGUAUUCGAUUCUUUCAAGAUUCCAUACUUAGAAGAUUUGGCUUUAUUAACGACAGUUGUGUUAAAGAUCGUUUAGACUAUGAAUUACAUGGUCGAUUGACUUUCAGUUCUUCGUGUUUUUCACAAAAACAAUGGAUUUAUGUACAUUGCAGUGGAGGUAUAUUUACCAUGAUACCUUCAUAUGAAAGCGCAGAAGUUCAAGGCGAAGAAACAACAAGAAACUGCUCUAUCAAUACUGACUCUUCAGGCAGUCGAAAAUCUGAAGAAUUUGAUCAUAAUAUUGAUCAUUUAAAAGAUGAUUAUAGACGAACAAUAAAUAUGGAUACAUUAUGGAUAUCAUCCGAUUGUACUGCUAAUUGUUUUGCUAUACAAAAAUCUAUAGGUUAUUUUUGGUCAUGGAAUCAUAUGUUACCAAAACGUUGGCGUGGUCAUCUUACAGGUGAUGAAUUAUUUCAAGAUGGUAUGUUAACUGAUUUUAGAGCAUUUCUUAAUGGUGAAGAUGAUCGUUUAUUUGAAUUAUUCAAUCGUUUUAUGAAAACUUUAUCUACAACUAGUUGAUAUAUAUAAUGAAAUCAAUGCAAUAUGUAUACAGAUCAUUAAAUCUACUAAUCAAGAUUGAUAAGUAGAUUAUGUUUGUUUUAAAUUUAGUCAACAUGAAAUAAUACUGAUUAGAUUUCGAUACGUUUUUUAUAUUAUAUUUUACAAAUAAAGAAUAUUUCAUAUAAA
Messenger RNA from Schistosoma rodhaini, 8191 nucleotides. The record is from the annotation of a GenBank genome assembly. Lineage: Eukaryota; Metazoa; Platyhelminthes; Trematoda; Strigeidida; Schistosomatidae.